UACCUCACGCGCCCUGCUUCGGAUAACCCGAUGGCUAAAAAGGCAAGUUUUGGAGCUAACCCUCUGCGCCUGCCGUAAAGGUAUAAGCAACGAAUUGUAACGAAGUACUGUUAUUGUAUGGAACAAGAAGAAAAGUAGAGCUCAAAAUGACCGAAGAAGGGACUCGGACAUGCGCUAAUUGCAAGUUGAAGAUAGCACCGCAAAAUUAUAUGAUGCAUACACUGCAUUGUGUACGGCAUUUGCAAUUGUGUACAAGCUGUGGAGACCCUUAUCCCAAAGACGAAAUAGAUGACCACAUUAUCGCAGAACAUGGAACUGAAAAAUGUGAAGCAUGUGGAGAAGAUGUGGAAAAAGGAUUCAUGCAAAAUCACAUGCAAACCGAUUGUUUCAAACGUCUGAUUGCCUGCCCUUACUGUGAGUUAGAACUGCCUUCUUGUGACAUGACCAAGCACACAGAUUACUGCGGCACUCGCACAGAAAAAUGUGAAGAUUGCGAAGAAUUUGUGCUGCUGAAAUACAAAGAGUUACACUUGGAAUCAAACCACACAUUUUUAAAGUUGGAUGAUGAACCAGGGCCACGACCAUCUUGGAAACAAACUAUGGCUACUGCUUCAAGUACUGGGAAUAGUGAAACGAUGACACUGUUACCUUGUGAAUUCUGUAACGGAAUGUUCACACCGCAAGAGUUGAACCGACAUGCAGUGUCAUGCAUGCGUGGCUGGCAGACGACUGUUCCCAUACUUCGAAGAAUUUCUACUGUCCGAUGUAGCAGUUGUGGUAAAUCUAUUGCUGCGAAAGAAUACCAGGCUCAUCAAAUUGGGUGUGUUUUAUUAGAUUCUCCAGCUCAGUUGGAUUGCGAUGGCACUGACACAAUUCCGUGCGAAUUAUGUAACGAAGGCAUUCCCUUCGAAGGAUAUAUGGAGCAUUACAACGACUGCGCAAAGUAUGCCUUCACUACUGUAUGGAAUAAUAAAGUUCCAAGGAAUCGAGGUAGGAAAAACUCCAUUAUUCCUUGUGAUGUUUGCAACCGACCAAUUACUUUUGAAAAAUAUCAAGAACAUUGUAAUUUGUGCACACUGCCAAAAUCUAGUCGUGAUACAAGACCUAAUCAUUACGUGGGUAAUAACUCUGAAUCCAAAUUACCUUGUGAAUUUUGUGACGAGUCAUUUGCCCCUGAUAACUUGGCAGUGCAUCAAAUAUACUGUGCAUCUAAAACUUAGCUGAUGUGAUCAUACCCGACAAACUCUGCAGUCAACUUGAAUAUCUAUUAUGGGUAUAGCGUCUAGUAACUCACCAAGCUCAUUUCUAUCGAUAAUAUUCUUUGCAAAUAAGUAGAAUUGGGUUCGGAAGUGUUCAGAUAUUGGUGAUAUUUUUUUAAUUAAUACGUAUUUAUAAUUGUUUGUGAUUUAUUAAAGACUAUUGUAUGCAUAAA
Messenger RNA from Athalia rosae (coleseed sawfly), 1432 nucleotides. RefSeq lists its product as uncharacterized. The transcript is spliced from 3 exons. NCBI's taxonomy places the organism in Eukaryota, Metazoa, Arthropoda, Insecta, Hymenoptera, Athaliidae. The record is from RefSeq and is a predicted model, not a curated record. The coding region runs from base 147 to 1220 and encodes 357 amino acids.